AGUUGCUUGCAUAUUCGCGCGUUUUUUUGACAUCACUGAAGUUAACCUGUUAUUACCUGUUUGUUUUUUUGUAACGACGAUUUCUAUCGUUUAUUUGUGAAUUUAACUUUUAUUUAGUUAUAUCAUUCAUUAGUUUUGUGGUAAUUUUAAGUUCAAACAAUGAGUUCUCCAGCCCCCGACACGCCAUCAGAGCGAGAUGGAGCGCGUUCCCGCAUGACAUCACCGGCACGAGACUAUGAGAUGUUUGAGGAUGAGGGCGCCAUCCUCGGAGACAACCCUGAGGAGGAAGAGGAUGAUGGAGAGGAACUCUUCAAUGAUAAUAUGGAGGCUGACUACCGCCCCAUGCCAGCACUGGACCGCUAUGACGCAGAGGAUUUGGAUGAAGAUGACUAUGAUCCCAUGUCCAUACAAGACCGAGUGGCUGCUGAACAGGAGCUCCGGAGAAGGGACAGGGAAGAGGGACGCACUAGGAGGGAUGACCGCGACUUGCUGUAUGAUGAGUCUGACGAGGAAAGCACAGGAGCCCCGAGGGCGAAGCGCCGCCGCGCCGCAGAGAAGGCCGCCAUGGGGUCAGAUGAACAAGUGGAGGAGGGAAUAGAGAGUAUUGAGAACUUGGAAGACACUAAGGGUUAUACUACUAAGGAGUGGGUCUCUAUGCUGGGACCUAGGACUGAGAUUGCUAACAGGUUCAAAAACUUCCUCCGCACAUACACGAACAGUAAAGGCCAGUUCGUCUACAAGGAGCGUAUCCGUCGCAUGUGUGAACACAACCAGGCUUCCUUCCAUGUGGAGUUCGACGUACUGGCUCGCAGGGAACAAGUGUUAGCUUACUUCUUGCCUGAAGCGCCUUUUCAGAUGCUGCAGAUUUUUGAUGAGGUAGCAAAAGACAUAGUGCUCCAAAUAUUCCCUAGCUACGAGCGAGUGACUUCCGAAAUCCACGUCAGAAUAUCAGACUUACCACUCAUAGAAGAGUUGAGAACAUUCCGGAAGCUACAUUUGAACCAACUCGUGAGGACUGUGGGAGUCAUCACGGCUACCACUGGGGUGUUACCACAGCUGUCUGUAGUGAAAUAUGACUGUAAUAGAUGCGGGUAUAUUUUGGGACCGUUUGUGCAGACUCAGAAUUCUGAAGUUAAGCCCGGGUCGUGUCCGGAGUGUCAGAGUGCUGGACCGUUUAUGGUAAACAUGGAACAGACAGUAUACCGCAACUACCAGAAGGUGACGAUCCAGGAGUCCCCGGGCCGCAUCCCCGCCGGACGCAUUCCUCGCAGCAAGGAGUGCAUACUGUUGGCUGAUCUGUGUGACCGGUGCAAGCCGGGAGAUGAAGUGGAUUUGACUGGCAUUUAUACUAAUAAUUAUGAUGGAUCGCUUAAUACUGAGCAGGGUUUCCCAGUCUUCGCAACAGUGAUAAUAGCAAACUACAUAGUUGUGAAAGACUGCAAGCAUAUCGUGGACUCUCUCACUGAUGAAGACGUAGCUACCAUCGUCAAGCUGUCCAAAGACCCAAGGAUUGGGGAACGUAUUGUACAAAGCAUUGCCCCGUCUAUAUACGGACAUGAUUAUAUUAAGAGGGGCUUGGCUCUUGCACUGUUUGGGGGGGAGCCUAAGAAUCCAGGUGACAAGCACAAAGUGAGAGGUGACAUCAAUGUCCUUAUUUGCGGUGACCCUGGUACCGCCAAAUCACAGUUCUUGAAGUACACUGAAAAGAUAGCGCCGCGAGCAAUCUUCACGACAGGUCAGGGCGCCAGUGCUGUCGGUCUCACAGCCUACGUCAGGAAGAAUCCUACUACAAGAGACUGGACUCUAGAAGCAGGUGCCUUAGUUCUAGCAGACCGCGGCGUAUGUCUCAUAGAUGAGUUCGACAAAAUGAACGAUGCUGACCGAACGUCAAUACACGAGGCCAUGGAACAACAGUCUAUCUCUAUAUCUAAAGCUGGUAUUGUGACGUCACUGCAUGCUAGAUGUUCAAUAAUAGCCGCGUCCAACCCGAUCGGCGGUCGUUACGACGCGUCGUUAACGUUCUCUGAGAACGUGAACUUGUCGGAGCCCAUACUGUCGCGGUUCGACGUGCUGUGUGUCGUGAGGGAUGAACCCGAUCCCAUGCAGGAUGCACAUCUUGCCAAGUUCGUGGUAUCCUCCCACAUCCGCCACCACCCGACGCAGCGCGGCACCACGCUGGAAGACAACGCGGCUCCCGACCCUGACUUCGUGCUGCCUCAGGACUUGCUGAAAAAGUAUAUUGUAUACUCUAGGGAGAAUGUACACCCUAAACUGCAGAAUAUGGAUCAAGACAAGGUAGCUAAGAUGUACAGUCAACUGCGUCAGGAAUCUCUCGCCACCGGCAGUCUACCUAUCACCGUUCGUCACAUUGAAUCAGUAAUCCGCAUGAGUGAGGCGCAUGCCCGCAUGCACUUGCGGCCGCAGGUGUCGGAGGAGGACGUCAACAUGGCCAUCCGCACCAUGCUCGAGAGCUUCGUCGAGACGCAGAAGUAUAGCGUCAUGAGGGCUAUGAGACAGACAUUCCAAAAAUACCUAUCAUACAACAAGGACCACAGUGAGCUCCUGUACUACAUCCUACGCCAACUCACAAUGGACCAGCUUGCCUACAUGCGAGGCCUUCACAAUCACUCACAGUCUACCAUUGAGAUUUCCGAACGAGACUUGUUGGAACGAGCAAGACAGAUCAACAUUUCUGACUUAAAACCUUUUUACGAUAGCAGGAUAUUCAAAAUGAAUAGCUUUACGUAUGAUGCUAAGAGAAAAGUUAUUGUUCAUGUUUUGCCUGAUAUGCCAACUGCAUCUAGUGCGUCUUCUUAAUAAAGAAUGUUUUUUUCUUUUCGAUUUUUGAUAUACUGUGU
This is a messenger RNA of Helicoverpa armigera (cotton bollworm), 2858 nucleotides long. It is a transcript of the gene Mcm2, whose product is annotated as DNA replication licensing factor Mcm2. Lineage: Eukaryota; Metazoa; Arthropoda; Insecta; Lepidoptera; Noctuidae. Gene Ontology annotation, biological process: double-strand break repair via break-induced replication; DNA replication; mitotic DNA replication initiation. The transcript has 16 exons. Gene Ontology annotation, cellular component: MCM complex; nucleus. The coding region runs from base 160 to 2817 and encodes 885 amino acids. Gene Ontology annotation, molecular function: single-stranded DNA helicase activity; single-stranded DNA binding; ATP binding. The record is from RefSeq and is a predicted model, not a curated record.